Choloepus didactylus (southern two-toed sloth) is the source of this 1698-nucleotide messenger RNA. RefSeq names its product solute carrier family 45 member 2 (gene SLC45A2). Gene Ontology annotation, molecular function: sucrose:proton symporter activity. Lineage: Eukaryota; Metazoa; Chordata; Mammalia; Pilosa; Megalonychidae. Gene Ontology annotation, biological process: transmembrane transport. Bases 109 to 1698 code for a protein of 529 amino acids. The record is from RefSeq and is a predicted model, not a curated record. The transcript is spliced from 7 exons. Gene Ontology annotation, cellular component: membrane.
AUCCCUGUUGGCUGCUCAGCCAGGCUUCAUGGGAAAUCCAGCUUGGAGCACAAACCGAGGACUACACAGGAGCUGGUGGCUCAAAAGAAGUUUCCUCAUCCAGUGGCCAUGGGUGGCAACAGUGGACAAACUGGAGUUCACACCUAUAAAUCCCUCCCUGAGGAUGAACCAUUUGGCUCUGUGGAACUGCCUAAAAGACCCAGGGGCAGACUCAUCAUGCACAGCCUGGCCAUGUUUGGCCGGGAGUUUUGCUAUGCAGUGGAAGCAGCUUACGUGACCCCAGUCUUGCUCAGCGUGGGCCUGCCCAAGAGCCUGUACAGCGUGGUGUGGCUCCUCAGUCCCAUCCUGGGAUUCCUGCUGCAACCCGUGGUUGGAUCGGCCAGCGACCACUGCCGGUCCAGGUGGGGCCGGCGGAGACCCUACAUCCUCACUCUGAGCAUCAUGAUGCUCUUGGGCAUGGCCCUCUACCUCAACGGAGAUGCUGCUCUAUCAGCUUUGAUUGCAGACCCCAGGAAGAGGAUGAUUUGGGCCAUUAGCAUCACUAUGAUGGGUGUGGUUCUCUUUGAUUUUGCUGCUGACUUCGUUGAUGGGCCCAUCAAAGCCUACUUAUUUGAUGUCUGCUCCCAUCAGGACAAGGAAAGGGGCCUCCACUACCACGCCCUCCUCACAGGUGUUGGAGGUGCCUUGGGUUACCUUUUGGGUGCCAUAGACUGGGCCCAUCUGGAACUAGGAAGAGUGCUGGGCACAGAAUUUCAGUUCAUGUUCUUCUUCUCCGCCUUGGUGCUCACUUUGUGCUUUGUGGUUCACCUGUGCAGUAUCCCUGAAGCUCCACUCAAAGAUGGUGCAAAGGACUUACUUCCCCAGCAAGCUGUCCAGGACCCUCCAUUGUCAUCAAACAGAACUUACAAGUAUGGCUCUAUUGAGAAUGUUAAAAAUGGUUAUGUAAACCCAGAGCUGGCUAUGCAAGGAGAAAAACCCAAAAACCUUGCUGAACAGACUCAGAGGGCAAUGACAAUGAAGUCACUGCUGAGGGCGCUGGUGGGCAUGCCUCCCCACUAUCGCUGCCUUUGUAUCAGCCACCUCAUUGGAUGGACUGCAUUCCUGUCCAACAUGCUCUUCUUCACGGAUUUCAUGGGCCAGAUUGUGUACCAUGGAGAUCCCUACAGUGCACACAAUUCCACAGAGUUUCUUAUCUAUGAAAGAGGGGUUGAGGUUGGAUGUUGGGGCUUAUGCAUCAACUCCGUGUCUUCCUCACUCUACUCUUAUGCUCAGAAAGCUUUGGUAUCCUCCGUCGGAUUAAAGGGUCUUUACUUCAUGGGUUUUCUGCUCUUUGGCCUUGGGACAGGAUUUAUUGGGCUCUUCCCGAACGUCUACUCCACCCUGGUCCUGUGCAUCUCAUUUGGGGUGAUGUCCAGUACCCUAUACACCGUGCCCUUUAACCUCAUUGUCAGGUACCACCGCGAGGAGGAGGAGAAGCGGCAGACCCCGGAAGGGGCCCCGGAUGGCAGAGCCAGGGGAAAGGGUGUGGACUGCGCUGCCCUCACCUGCAUGGUGCAGCUGGCUCAGAUCCUGGUGGGAGGAGGCCUGGGCUUUCUGGUCAACUCAGCUGGGAGUGUCAUCGUCGUGGUGAUCUUGGCCUCCGCAGUGGCACUGAUCGGCUGUUGCUUUGUGGCUUUCUUUGUUAGAUACGUGGAUUAG